This is a messenger RNA of Heterostelium album PN500, 867 nucleotides long. RefSeq names its product saposin domain-containing protein (gene sapA1). Gene Ontology annotation, biological process: sphingolipid metabolic process. The transcript has 4 exons. Lineage: Eukaryota; Evosea; Eumycetozoa; Acytosteliales; Acytosteliaceae. Gene Ontology annotation, cellular component: lysosome. Bases 1 to 867 code for a protein of 288 amino acids. The record is from RefSeq and is a predicted model, not a curated record.
AUGAAAAUUCAAUUUGUUUUGUUUUCUGUAUUUUUAUUAAUUUUAAUAUCCAAUGUAAACUCAAAACAAAUUAAUGAAAAAGGAAAUAAUGUUACUUGUGAAGCCUGUGAAUUGGUUGUCUCAUAUGUAGAAAGAUUUUUGGAACAAAAUAAAACUAUCAAUGAGAUUGAACAGGAGUUGGAGAAAGUUUGUCUUUAUUUACCAGGAGUUUGGUCAUCAAAUUGUAAAAUAAUUGUUCAAAAUUAUAUUACUCAAAUCAUUGAUAUGAUCAUCAAUGAAGAGGAUCCAGAUCAAAUAUGUUCAAUUCUGGGAGUAUGCACUAAUGAAGUGAUGGUCAUGGUAAUGCAACCAGUGGUCAAAAUUAUCUCUAAUACUGAAUGUCCAAUCUGUACAAUUGUAACAGGUUAUGUCGAACAAUUUGUCGAUAGAAACAGCUCGGUUCAAGAAAUGGUUUCUGCUUUGGAGAAGAUCUGUUCAAAGUUUGACCAAGGUUGGGCAUCCCAGUGCAACAGCUUGGUAUCAAACUAUGUACCAAUUAUCAUUGAACUUUUGGCCAAAGAGAUGACUCCAGCGAUCAUCUGUCAAGAGAUGAAACUCUGUCCUGUUCCAGGUCAAGUUAGACAAAGCAUGAACAUCAUUGCCUCGCAACCAACCGAGAACAAAAACAAUCAAUUAGCCAUUGUUCCAGAUCACAAUUCUCUCCUUAUUGCUAAGAGAAAUCCAACCGCAAGACCAGUCGUCAACAACAAUAACAAUGCUUGUGAUAAUGAACCAAAUCCAGACCAAGUUUGUGGAAUGAUUGGUUUGUGCUCUACCCAUAGAAAUCCAUUCUACAAUCGACAAAAUAGCAUCAACAUCAAAAUCUAA